AUGUCUACACAACCACUUCUACAACGUACAGCAGGCAAGAGGAUCGCUUUGCCCGUUCGUGUUGAACCAAAAGUCUUUUUUGCAAACGAGCGUACAUUUUUAUCUUGGCUCAAUUUUACAGUUACACUUUCGGCUUUAGCUGCAGGAUUGUUAAACUUUGGUGAUAAUGUUGGUCGUAUAAGUGCUGCUAUGUUUAGCUUUGUUGCUAUGGCAAUCAUGGUUUACGCUUUAAUCACAUACCACUGGCGUGCAUCUGCGAUUCGCAACAAGGGAAGUGGUCCAUACGAUGACAGACUUGGUCCUACCGUCUUGUCAGUUUUGUUGCUCAUCGCUGUGUUGGUCAACUUUAUCCUACGAUUCCAAGAUAAUUAA
Meira miltonrushii is the source of this 372-nucleotide messenger RNA. RefSeq names its product putative VTC1-protein controls Sec18p/NSF-dependent priming of snares and. Lineage: Eukaryota; Fungi; Basidiomycota; Exobasidiomycetes; Exobasidiales; Brachybasidiaceae. Gene Ontology annotation, cellular component: fungal-type vacuole membrane; vacuolar transporter chaperone complex. The record is from RefSeq and is a predicted model, not a curated record. The coding region runs from base 1 to 372 and encodes 123 amino acids. The transcript is spliced from 3 exons.